Molecule: messenger RNA, 1560 nt
Organism: Nematostella vectensis (starlet sea anemone)
Lineage: Eukaryota; Metazoa; Cnidaria; Anthozoa; Actiniaria; Edwardsiidae
Product: U6 snRNA phosphodiesterase 1
Exons: 9
Coding region: 201-1109 (302 amino acids)
Biological process (GO): U6 snRNA 3'-end processing
Cellular component (GO): nucleus
Molecular function (GO): 3'-5'-RNA exonuclease activity
Source: RefSeq, a predicted model, not a curated record
UAGCUGUGGAUGGUGUGUAUCGUGUGUACGUAUGGUGUGGUAUACACUAUCUGAUGAUACACUUCAGGAUGCGUACUUAAAGUAGUUACCAAAUCAAGAUGGCGGCGCGCGUUAUUCGAAUCCGUACGUGAGUUGCUCUGGCUUUCACCCUUAUUUCUGCAUGCAGCUAAACAGUAUGAUAAUAUAAUGACCUCAAAGUAAUGUCAGACCAAGGAAGCAGCGGUCUGUCGCUUUUAAUGAGCUCUUACGAUGAAGAUGAGGGCUCAGAGUGUAGCGAAGAUGACCCAUUCGAGAAAGUGUCUAAGAGUGGAGAGUGUUUACAUGGAAACAAGCGAACUUUCAUAGACGAGCAAACCUCGUACGGAGCAACCAAAAAGGCGAGGAAAGUGGGAUCUGUUGAGAAAGAGCAACAACAACAAACCCCGCUUCCGAUACCUGAAGGAAUCUUAGACAUGUUCAGGAAGAAAGACUCCCAGGAGUCCUUAGAAGACCAUCAAGGAAGAGUUCGGACAUUUGAGCAUUUUCCAGGAAACUGGGCUCUUCAUGUCUAUAUCCCAAUGUUUGGUCCCAGUGACCUUGCAUCCCUGAUUGAAUCUUUCGUUAUGUCACUGCCGUCUGACCUGGUACCCAAAAUGCAUCUCUUCCCCUGCAAUGAGCUUCACUUGAGUCUAUCUCGCACUGUUCCUAUUCGUCAUUACUGGAUCAACAGCAUUGUGGAUCAGUUAAAAUCUGCAUUUGCUUUAAAACACAGUUUUCACUGUAUUUUAGGAUCUCCAGAAUUUUACACAAAUGAUGACAAAACAAGGUCAUUUAUUGGACUCAAAAUUCUAUCAGGGCAUAAAAAGUUGUCAUCACUUGUUUGUAAUGUGGAUGAGGUACUAGAAGAGUUUGCACUGCCUACAUUCUACCAGGAUCCAUCAUUUCAUGUGAGCAUCGCAUGGUGUCUUGGGGAUAUUCACGAACAUUUGAUGGAAAAACACAUCAAACAGAUCCAGGAUGCAUUUGAUAGUUUAGUGAUGGAGAUGUCUGCAGCAGACUGUCUGGCUUUUACUCCAAACCAAGUGCAUUGCCGCAUUGGCAACAAGCUCUUUAACUUUCCAUUCAGCUAGUGGCAUAAGUAAUAAACUUAGAUCAGGUAUUAAUAAAUAACUCUUUCUAUUCUGCCAAAACAAUCACAAAGCCUUCCAGUGUAGUAAUAAUGAGUCCAAGUGAAUAUUUAUUGAGCAGUACAGUAGAACCCAACUUUAGACACCUUGUAGGACAAUUGUAAAAUUCAUGAUAAAAGAUAGCUCCAUUAAUUUUCUAUAAAUGUGUACCUUGCAAAUAGGUUUCCACUAUAUAUUGUACACAAUAUCAAAAGGUAUAAUUUGGAGCAAGGGAAAUAUGGGUAUAGAGCUGGAAAUAUUGAUAUCAGUAUACAGACAUGUAUAUAAAUGUUAGUGAAUGAAAUUGUUUUUUAGCUAAAACUAUUUCAACAUUUUCUAUAAUCCAUUGUGCAUAUAUACUUUACCACCACCAUAUAAUACAUAGUUAAAAAAAGAAAUAAAUUACUGUGAUGAA